Messenger RNA from Anastrepha obliqua, 457 nucleotides. RefSeq names its product probable insulin-like peptide 7 (gene Ilp7). Bases 1 to 447 code for a protein of 148 amino acids. The record is from RefSeq and is a predicted model, not a curated record. The transcript is spliced from 3 exons. NCBI's taxonomy places the organism in Eukaryota, Metazoa, Arthropoda, Insecta, Diptera, Tephritidae.
AUGAUUCCAACGCAAAACCUUUUGAACAGUGGUCUGGUUGUGUGCUGCUUGAUUCUGUAUUUCGUGCAAGUAGAGUCUAUACAUACCGAGGAGGGAUUAGAGCUAUUAUUUCGCGAAAGAUCCCAAUCGGAUUGGGAGAAUGUUUGGCAUCAGGAGACACAUUCACGUUGCCGCGACAAAUUGAUACGUCAGCUAUAUUGGGCCUGUGAAAAGGAUAUUUACCGGCUAACACGACGCAACCGCAAGCGCACAGAGAACGAAGCCAUGCAGAAAAGAAGCAAACCCAUAUCUCGCAUCUGGCUAAAACUGGAUUACGUGAACACUUUACUGCGCACUCGACGCGCAGAUGCGCCAUCGAUUACGAAUGAGUGUUGCACCAAAGUUGGCUGCACCUGGGAGGAGUACGCCGAGUAUUGCCCAUCGAAUAAGCGUCGUAAUCAUUACUGAGAUGAGGAGA